Molecule: messenger RNA, 3373 nt
Organism: Arachis ipaensis
Lineage: Eukaryota; Viridiplantae; Streptophyta; Magnoliopsida; Fabales; Fabaceae
Product: alpha-mannosidase At3g26720
Biological process (GO): mannose metabolic process
Molecular function (GO): carbohydrate binding; alpha-mannosidase activity
Source: RefSeq, a predicted model, not a curated record
GUGCUUCCCUUCUACUCCACAACUUAAUCCAAGCAAGCUUCCUAUUUCAGCCAACAACAAUAGUACAAUACUAAACACACUCUCUCUCUCACUGCAAUCAUCACUUGAACUGAACAACAUAUAGUGAUUACUGACUACUGAGUAGUGAUGAUGGGCGCUGCUACGGUGCUACUCGUCGUUAUAGUGGCGGCGAUUUGGGUGGCGCAAUCACACUCAGAGUACAUAGAGUACAACACCACGCAGAGGAUCGUCAACGGUCAAAUAAACGUUCACUUGGUGCCUCACUCCCACGACGAUGUUGGCUGGCUCAAGACCGUUGAUCAGUACUACGUCGGCGCCAACAACUCCAUUCGUGGUGCAUGUGUGCAGAACGUGCUGGAUUCUGUGAUCUCUGCGCUUUUGGAAGACAAGAAUCGCAAAUUUAUCUAUGUUGAGAUGGCAUUUUUCCAACGAUGGUGGAGACAGCAAAGUAAAGCUAAGAAAAUUAAAGUGAAGGAGCUUGUUGACUCUGGUCAGCUUGAAUUCAUAAAUGGGGGCAUGUGCAUGCAUGAUGAGGCCACCCCGCAUUACAUUGACCUGAUUGAUCAGACAACUCUCGGGCAUCAAUUCAUUAAAGAUGAAUUCGGUAAGACUCCAAGAGUUGGCUGGCAGAUCGAUCCUUUUGGCCAUUCUGCGGUUCAGGCGUACUUGCUUGGCGCUGAGCUGGGAUUCGAUUCGCUCUUUUUUGCCAGAAUUGAUUACCAGGAUAGAGCCAAGCGAUUGAAGGAGAAGAUGCUUGAGGUUAUUUGGCAGGGUUCUAGGUCUCUUGGUUCUUCUUCACAAAUAUUUACGGGGAUAUUUCCCAGGCAUUACGAUCCUCCUGAUGGCUUCACGUUUGAGAUCAAUGAUGUUUCCCCUCCUAUUCAGGAUGACAUUGAACUGUUUGACUAUAAUGUUCAAGAAAGGGUCAAUGACUUUGUAGCUGCAGCCAUAUAUCAGGCUAAUGUGACCAGAACCAAUCACAUUAUGUGGGCAAUGGGGACAGACUUCCGGUAUCAAUAUGCUGAUUCAUGGUUCAGGCAGAUGGAUAAGUUUAUUCACUAUGUGAAUCAGGAUGGGCGUGUCAAUGCAUUAUAUUCAACACCAUCUAUCUACACUGAUUCAAAAUAUGCAGCAAAUGAGCAAUGGCCUCUUAAAGUUGAUGAUUUCUUCCCAUAUGCAGAUAAACCGAAUGCAUAUUGGACUGGCUAUUUUACAAGUAGGCCAGCUUUAAAGGGUUAUGUGAGAGUGAUGAGUGGUUACUAUCAGGCAGCAAGGCAAUUAGAAUUUUUCAAAGGGAGGAAUGCAUCUGGACCAAAUACUAAUUCACUAGCAGAAGCUUUAUCAAUUGCUCAGCAUCAUGAUGCAGUUAGUGGCACAGAGAGACAACAUGUUGCUGCUGAUUAUGCACUGCGACUGUCAUUGGGCUAUAAGGAGGCAGAAGUGGUGGUCGCAUCUGCCCUUGCUUUCUUGGUAAACCAAAAGUUAAGUUCGCAACAGGUGAAGCCAGUGUCGGACUUACAACAGUGUCCUCUACUCAAUAUAAGUUACUGUCCUUCAUCAGAAGCUACGUUGAGCAAUGGAAAAAGCUUGGUGAUUGUUGUUUAUAACCCACUUGCUUGGAAGAGGGAGGAAGUAAUUCGAAUUCCUGUUUCCACCACAGACAUUUCUGUCAAAGAUUCUGCUGGGAAUGAAGUUGAGUCUCAAAUUCUCCCACUAUCCAAUGCCACUUCAAUCCUAAGAAAAUACUAUGUCAAAGCGUAUGUAGGAAAAUCUCCUGGUUCAGAACCAAAGUACUGGCUUGCAUUUCCAGUGUCUGUACCUCCCCUUGGUUUCAGCACAUACAUAGUCUCCAAGCCUAGACAGACAGGUAAUCGUUCAACCAUAUCCAAGGUGCACAAAUCAGAAAGAAGUACAAAUACCAGCAUAGAAGUUGGACAAGGGAAUUUGAAGCUGCUUUAUUCUGCAGAUGAAAGAAAGCUUACUCAUUAUGUUAACAGUAGAAAUCUUGUUAAAGCAUCUGUUGAACAAACAUACAGUUAUUAUUCUGGAAAUGAUGGAACAGAUAAAGAUCCUCAGGCUUCUGGGGCAUAUGUAUUCCGCCCAAAUGGAUCAUUUCCAAUUAGAUCUGAUCGCCAGGAAUCUUUUACUGUUUUAAGUGGUCCAGUGCUGGAUGAAGUUCAUCAGCAGCUCAAUCCAUGGAUAUCUCAGAUUACAAGGAUAUUCAAGGGAAAGGAACAUGCUGAAGUUGAGUUCACAGUUGGGCCUAUACCUGUGGAUGAUAACAUUGGGAAAGAACUUAUUACCCAGUUUACAACCUCAAUGAAGACCAACAAAACAUUCUACACAGAUUCCAAUGGACGUGACUUCAUUAAAAGGAUUCGAGAUUUCCGGACAGACUGGGAUCUACAAGUGAACCAACCCAUAGCUGGAAACUAUUAUCCGGUUAACUUAGGAAUAUAUGUGCAAGAUAGCAACACAGAACUCUCAGUGUUGGUGGACCGUUCAGUUGGGGUUUCAAGCUUGGUAGACGGUCAAGUAGAGCUCAUGCUCCACAGGAGGCUUAUCCAUGACGAUACAAGAGGCGUUGGUGAGGCACUCAAUGAAACAGUUUGCAUUGCUGGUAGCUGUGAAGGUUUAACCAUUCAAGGAAAACUGUACCUUAAAAUUGAUCCUAUAGGUGAAGGUGCUAAGUGGCGUCGAACAGUUGGCCAGGAAUUAUAUUCACCACUGUUGUUGGCAUUCACAGAACAGGAUGGGGAUAAUUUGUCAAAUUUUCAAUCAUCAACGUUUUCUGGCAUAGAUUCUUCAUACAGUUUCCCAAACAAUACUGCUCUUUUAACACUCCAGGAACUUUACAGUGGAAAAAUACUUCUAAGAUUGGCUCACCUUUACGAGAUUGAGGAGGACAAAGAUUAUUCAGCAAUGGCAAGCGUGGAAUUGUUAAAGCUGUUUCCUAACAAGAAGAUAAGGAAAGUGACCGAGAUGAGUUUGUCUGCUAAUCAAGAAAGAGCUGAAAUGGAAAAGAAGAGGUUAGCAUGGAAAGUAGAAGGCUCCACUAAAGAAACUAAGGUGGUGAGGGGAGGGCCUGUUGAUCCUGAAAAGUUGGUGGUUGAACUUGCUCCAAUGGAAAUUAGGACAUUUUUUAUUGAAUUUGCUUCCCUUCAAACGGUUCCUGAAGCAGAAAAUCAAGCGGCAACGUAAUAAGAGGGUUGUUUUCUUGUAGAGUUGCAUCAUUUGAACAAUUGUACUCAUUUGACUUUUACACUGAAUUGACACAAACCCUUGCGUCAUAACAUAGAGUAUUGGAGUGCGAGACUCAUCCCGAAUUUUCUACUCUCAGUUUUUAACUUUC